Acanthamoeba castellanii str. Neff is the source of this 456-nucleotide messenger RNA. RefSeq lists its product as uncharacterized. The transcript has a single exon. The coding region runs from base 1 to 456 and encodes 151 amino acids. The record is from RefSeq and is a predicted model, not a curated record. Lineage: Eukaryota; Discosea; Longamoebia; Acanthamoebidae.
AUGUCGACUGCCGAACAGAACGCCGCCUCCGCCAUCCCCCAGGAGUCGCUGCCCACCGACGUGGCCAACCCCAUGCCCAGCAAGCAGGACGAGAAGCUCGAGGCGCGGGUCAUCGACAAGCCCAUCGAGAUGGCCGACGCCGAGUCGGCCGCGGCCGGCAAGAAGCGAGAUCGCGAUGGCGAGGAGAAGGGCACCGGCCUCGACCUCCAGAAGCAGCUGGGCGAGCAGGGCGAGGGCAACAAGGAGGAGGAGAAGAAGGACAGCGACAGCGACAAGAAGGUGGACCUCGAGAAGAAGGACGAGCUGAUCGGCCAGGACAAGCUCGAGCAGCCCGUCUCCAAGAAGCCCAAGCUGGACGAGGAGGCCACGCCCGAGGCCGCCGACGCUGCGGCCAACAAGGCGCUCGAGGCCCCCGUGGAGGAGGUCAGGCAGGAGCAGGUCGCCUCCAACGAGUGA